CGGCAGCCACAUCCACUGCUCUCCACUCCCCCUCUUCCUCCAGGCCUGCUCUCCAUUCCUCUGCAGCAACCCUUCAUUCAUAAGGAACCCUCAGCAGAACCAUCCCUCCGCAACUAAUCCCGCCUCAUUAUCAUGGACACCCCGAGAAGCAUCCCCUCCACCUGUGAGGCACUCAACUUCUUGAUGGUCAUCAUAUUGACAUUGGGCCAAGGUGUUUAUCCAAUGCCAGUGCCGACUGACAUACCCAUGUGCACUGCCUCGGAACCUGCCCAGUACAGCUUGACAUUUACUGGCAAGUGGUCUCGGGCAGCGUUCCCUAAACAGUAUCCCAUCUACCGUCCCCCUGCACAAUGGUCCAACCUUGUGGGGGUGACCCACAGCUCUGACUACCACAUGUGGCAGCGUAAUAGUUUUGCCAGCAACGGAGUGAGGGAGUUCACAGAGAAAGGUGAGGCUUGGACUCUCAUGAAGGAAGUCGAGCAGGCCGGUGAACAAAUUCAGAGCGUUUACGGGAUCUUCUCCGCUCCUGCUGUCGUCGGAGGGACAGGCCAGAGCAACACUGUGGUUGAGGUCUUUGCCAGGCACUCCUAUCUGUCAUUUAUCGUGCGACUCGUUCCUAGCCCCGACUGGUUUGUGGGAGCGGACAGUAUUGACUUGUGCAAUGGUGACCACUGGAAAGAGAAUGUGGUGCUGGAGCUUUUCCCGUACGAUGCCGGAACUGACAGCGGGUUCACGUUUUCUUCUCCCAACUUUGAAACUAUCCCGCAAGACAAAAUCACACAGAUAACCUCAUCCUUCCCUAGCCACCCCGCCAACUCCUUCUUCUACCCCCGGCUGAAGCACCUCCCACCCAUUGCCAAGGUGACGCUGACCAAGAUAAGAAAGACCAAUCACAUCAUCAGCCUUCCAGUAGAACCCACCCAGUCCAACCUCCUGCCAAGAGGAAAUGAGAUUGAGGACAACCUCAUAAAUACCCCUCUGGACUGUGAAAUGUCCGUUUGGUCUCCCUGGGGUUUGUGCAAGGGCAAGUGUGGAGAUUCGGGAGUGCAGCACCGUACACGCUACGUCAUCAUGCACCCUGCCAACAAUGGCGCAGCCUGCCCUUUGCUGGAGGAGGAGAGGAAGUGCGUCCCGGACAACUGUUUAUGACUAGGCCAGGAUAAGAGCGGGAAGAAGGAUGGGAAGGAAAGGAGGGGGAAGAAGAACAGGAAGGACCGAAAAGGGCGAAAAAGACGACGAAGAAGAUACAACAGCCAAAUGUCUGCGCCAAGGUCUGAGCCGUGAACUGGACUCCUCUUUCAUCCGUUGGUCAAAAUGGUGGAUUUGGGAUUCAGUGUAAAGAUAAGCAUUGUCAUCAAAGUCCUAAUGAUAGUUCUGAGAUCAGUGAAGAGUUGUAGUUUGGUAUCAUCACCAAUAGACACAAACUCAAUGUUGCAGAUUAUCAAAAGUGGCUUUAGGAAUGAACAGAAAGUCCAAAUGUUUCCAUUUGGAAGUUUCUGAAGAUCACAGCCGCAUGCUGUAGAAUAUAUUUAUUAACAGGAUUUUACCCUGUAAUGUACAAAUAUGAAAGUAGUCAUUGUUAUUCUUUUACACUAGCAAGGUACUAGUUUAACACAGAAAAUA
Messenger RNA from Dunckerocampus dactyliophorus (ringed pipefish), 1623 nucleotides. It is a transcript of the gene spon2b, whose product is annotated as spondin 2b, extracellular matrix protein. The record is from RefSeq and is a predicted model, not a curated record. Lineage: Eukaryota; Metazoa; Chordata; Actinopteri; Syngnathiformes; Syngnathidae. Gene Ontology annotation, biological process: cell adhesion. Gene Ontology annotation, cellular component: extracellular matrix. The transcript is spliced from 6 exons. Bases 133 to 1149 code for a protein of 338 amino acids.